Messenger RNA from Pocillopora damicornis (cauliflower coral), 2125 nucleotides. RefSeq names its product transmembrane protein 145-like. Gene Ontology annotation, biological process: response to pheromone; G protein-coupled receptor signaling pathway. The record is from RefSeq and is a predicted model, not a curated record. Lineage: Eukaryota; Metazoa; Cnidaria; Anthozoa; Scleractinia; Pocilloporidae.
GCGUUACUUAACGUAUCGGCUUAACUUUCUUUUCGAACGCGUUCAUUUUUUCUGUUCCAGUGAAGCGUAAAUAACUAGAAUGAAUUUUUUUCUAUUUUGAUGACGUAUCUCAAAGGAGAGAUUCAAAGGAGUCGUUGAUUGGUUGUUUCUCGUUUUUGAACUUUCGCAUGCAUUUGACCGACCAAUAUCAGAUAUAGUGUAUGAAACUCUGAACAGCUAUGUCAUCGGUAGACUGAUGUAGCGAGCUGUCCAUUUUUUAUUCUUUUCUUUUUUUUUUCUAAACACAUAUUAUUAUACAGUUAAAAGAAAUACAAAACGCUCAGGCCGCGCUAGAGUGAGAACAGGGAACAGAGAACCUCAGACCCUUCUAUCUGAGGUGGGGGCUCCCCGGACAACUUUUUUUUUAUAGAUUUCUAUUGGUCAACCAAUACAACAAACCUCAUGUUUUUUACCAAUCGGAGCACGCGUAGUAUCCCAAUUGUUCUGUACUUGCGGAAUGAUUUGAUGUCAUAAAGGUUACGAAGCAAUGCAUCGUGACGCAAGAAUUGAAUCAAGAGCAGGAAAUUCUAUAGUCGCCAAACUUUCAGUUGAAAGUAAGCUUCCUCGGUAAUGCGACAAUCUACCUUCCCAUGCAUUCUCUUGUUCUUGAUGUUAUGCUGUACAUCUGGCAAAUAUUUAUCUGGAAAUAUCAAAAAUGGACAAAGUUGGGUGUUCGUAUCUGAAUUUUCCUUCGUUGAUGAUCAAGGAAAGCUGGAAUACAAAGUGGAAUAUUCUGUAACAGGAGAAUGUUGUCCGAGUCUGGCGUAUUAUUCUCACGACUCAUAUAAAACCGUUUCAACCAAUAAUGACAUGGACUGCCAAUCUAAGCUUUCUCGUGCUCAGGGAAUUGUUAAAUUUCAAAGUACACCGACGGACGACAGUUCAAACAUCUCAGGAAACUAUUCAUCCCAAUGCUUCCAUAUCAUCGACAAAAAUCUUCGGAAAUGCUCGGGUAUUCUUCGUGUUUAUUCACCAGACCAAUGGUGGUUCUUUGCACUAAGUCACUGUAAUAGUUCACAGGGAUUGGACAUUUCUUAUGAAUUUACUUUUACAAACAGUGACAACUGGGAGGAACAUUUAUCAGGUGAAGAAAUGCAUGGCGUUGAGAAUCUAGCAGUGUCAUUUGGAUCCAUACUUGUUUUAUUUGGGAUUGGUUUACUCUUUGCACGAAGGCUUCUUCAACUGGAUAAACUACACAAGGCCUUCAAAGUGUUCAUGGCAUCAUUAAGCUGUGAAGUAAUCGCUCAGCUUCUUAUUUGUAUAUACUACAUACCUUAUGUCCGAAGUGGAAUACAAAUUCCCUAUUUAACAAAUGCUGCAGAGCUACUCCAUCUUAAAAGCCAAGUCAUUUUUAUCCUGCUUCUAAUUUUGUUGGCACAUGGGUGGACGAUGACCAAAGCCCGCAUCAGCAGAGAUCUUGCUAAGUUUUGUUCGCUGCUCGCCUUUACCUACGGAUGUCUGUUCGCGUACAAACAGGCAUUUUCCGACCAUCUGAUUGCCCAUUUUUUUCUCGAAGGUCUUGCAGAUAAAGGGUAUCAAUUUCUACGGAUAAUUGCUUGGGUUUGUUUUGCAUUUGGACUAUAUUUGUCCUUCCGAAAUCAUUCUGAUAAGAAAAUAUUCUACCUUUAUUUUGGAGCUCUCUGUUCCGUGUGGUUUUUGUUUGAACCAUUAUCUACCUUAGCAUUCUCUUUCCUUCUCAGCGGGCCAAGUUCAAUGAAAAUAAUGCGACUUUUUCGCUCAACUUGGCUUGAUAUACUGGGGUUUGGCGGAAUUUUGCGUCUUAUGCUACCAAGUAUGGUUGAUGUGGUUUUCCCUCAUCGUGUUCCUGUAAACGAAGUUGAUACUGUACAAGUUCAAGAUUGGAACAAUUUUCAGCGAACAUAGCACUUAAAUUAUCAUUUCUAAGCUAGACAAAGCGGGCAAUAAUACUUGUGUGUAACACACAAUUUCGUAAAGCAAAUUAAUUAAUCUCGCUGGAAUAUCUCAGGAUACAACUGCAGCAAAGUGGAGCAAUACUUCAACUGAGAACUUUCCUCAAAGUGAUUUUUGCAGAACGUUUCUGCUAAUAAAGUCUUAAACCGUGAUA